This is a messenger RNA of Papaver somniferum (opium poppy), 549 nucleotides long. Its product is annotated as glutamic acid-rich protein-like. NCBI's taxonomy places the organism in Eukaryota, Viridiplantae, Streptophyta, Magnoliopsida, Ranunculales, Papaveraceae. Bases 1 to 549 code for a protein of 182 amino acids. The transcript has a single exon. The record is from RefSeq and is a predicted model, not a curated record.
AUGGUGACCUCCAGCAGUAGCGAUUAUUCUUCCAGCUCUUCUGAAGAGGAUUCCAAACAUUUCGCGGUCAAAGCUCGAGCCAAGACGAAUCAUGCUGAAGGAAUGAAGCAUAAUGCACCUGACCGGAGGGUCACUUAUGAUGAGCUCAUGAAGAGAAAAGAUGAGGAUGACGAGUUGGAUGAUCGUCGACGGGGAAGAUCUCGGAUCCAGUAUCGGAUAUCAGCAGCUGAUGAGAGGCUUCAAUCCCGUGCUGAGGGUGUAGCUUCAGACUCGUAUGCUUCAGAGGACGAAAACGUGUGGGUGCCACUGAAGCGUGAAAUCAAUCCAGACCGGCGUACUGGAGAAAUUGAGAAGCUGGUUCAAGCCGACCUUGAGGCUGAGCGCGAAGAUGAAGAUUACUGGGACGACUAUGAACUUGACAUUCAUCCAGACUUCGUCAACAACCCUGACAGUGAUUCUGAUGAAGAACUCGAAGAGAAUUCAGCGAAAGACGACGAUGAUGAGUCUGAUAAUUCUGAAAAAUCUGAUGACUCCGACGAGUCUGAUUGA